AAAAAAAAUAUGGAAGUGAGCAACAGAUUCAGGAGCCCCAAGCCGAUAUUGGUCAAGUGCGGUGGAUUCUCCUCCCAGCUGGCCAAGAAUGUUACCGAAAAAGUGGACGGAGAUCCGUUGUGGGGUUCCCGGUUCGAUGCCACCAAUCCCGAGGCGGUCAUCAAGACACACCUGGACUUCCUGCACAGUGGAGCGGAUAUCAUUCUGACGAACACAUACCAGUCUAGUGUGGAUGGCUUCGUAAAGUACCUGGGUGUCAGCAAGGAGCGUGGCAAGGAGCUCAUCCGUAAGAGUGUUCAACUGGCACAGGAGGCCAAGGCACAGUACCUCAAGGAAACCGCUUCCGACUCAACGUUACCUCUUAUAUUGGCUUCUAUUGGACCAUAUGGAGCCUGCCUGCACGACGGAUCUGAGUAUUCCGGCAGCUACGCGGACAAGAUAACCAAGAAACAGCUCCAGGAAUGGCACAGGACCAGGAUAGAGAUCUGCCUGGCAGAAGGAGUAAAUGGACUGGCCCUGGAGACAUUGCCCUGCCAGCUAGAGGCAGAGGCUGUUACCGAACUUGUACUGGAUUCCUAUGAGGGUGUCAAUUUCUGGGUGUCCUUCCAGUGUCAGGACAAUGCCCGCCUUGCUAGUGGGGAAUCCUACGCCCAGGCUGCUCUCUCCAUCUGGCGUUUAGUCCAACAGCGACAGGCUCAGCAUCGACUCCUGGGAAUCGGUGUCAAUUGUGUGAAUCCACAAUUUGUAACACCUUUGCUGACGUCCUUUUUGAAGGCUGCCGGUUCGAAUGAAAAAAUUCCAUUGGUGGUUUAUAGUAAUCGCGGUGAGAUUUACGAUGCUGAGCAGGGAGAGUGGACCGGUACGGGUGAGCAGGUGGUCAAGUUUGUCCCCGAAUGGAUCCAGCUGGGAGCCGGCAUCGUCGGCGGCUGUUGCCGUGUGUAUCCAUCCGAUGUGCUGGAGAUUCGCCAGUACGUUGAUGGCCUCAGCAUAGACGCGUAAUCGGUCGCGCACUCCAGCCACUGAUUAGACGAGAGCCGUUUCGUGUGACUAGCCUAGACCUAUUUAGUUUGCAAAUACACACACACACACACUGUUCUGUACUAUAUGUACCAAAUGUACCCACAUCAGAUGGCCGGCUAAUCAGUAGACGGAGUCCGGACGAUCUGCGAUCGACGGACGUAGUUGCCGAAAGGUAAACAGGGCGGGAUGACUGGACGGGUGGGGGUAUGGACGUGUCCGGCACCCAGCGACAAUUUUUAUGUUUUUUUUUUUUGCAAUUUGCAAACCAAGCUCAAUUUGGAUUGGAAUCGCAGCAAUCUCUGAUUCAACUCUGGAGUUCCAAAGUGCAUUUUUUGUUACCAAAAUUUCAGAAUAAUAUUUAGUAAUAACGGUUUCAGUUGAAAUAUUUUUUGUAAAAAUUUUUUGAAUUUAUUAUUUAUAAUUUAAGUGAAUUCUUGUUUUAAUUUCAUAACUUUUGACUGAGAAAAGUAUGUCUUACUAUUCAAUUGUCUUUUGAAAUGACACCCAUCUUUAAAAUUUUUGUUUACUUAUUUUUUUAUUCUUUAAUUAAAAUUAGAAAACCUUGCUUGUUUUUAAAAACAACAUAGGAAUUUUGUUAUUUUGGACUAUACACCUUUCUGAAACCAUAAUGAGAUAAGACUACAGCGCAUAAACAAACAAAAAUAUCAACCUUUUCUAUGUACCUUUCUUACAUAAGCUCAGAACCUGAUUCAAUAAAAUAAUAAAUACAAAAACUA
Drosophila ananassae is the source of this 1757-nucleotide messenger RNA. Its product is annotated as homocysteine S-methyltransferase 3. Bases 10 to 999 code for a protein of 329 amino acids. The transcript is spliced from 2 exons. Gene Ontology annotation, biological process: S-methylmethionine cycle. Gene Ontology annotation, molecular function: S-adenosylmethionine-homocysteine S-methyltransferase activity. The record is from RefSeq and is a predicted model, not a curated record. NCBI's taxonomy places the organism in Eukaryota, Metazoa, Arthropoda, Insecta, Diptera, Drosophilidae.